Molecule: messenger RNA, 1299 nt
Organism: Morus notabilis
Lineage: Eukaryota; Viridiplantae; Streptophyta; Magnoliopsida; Rosales; Moraceae
Product: ubiquitin-conjugating enzyme E2 22
Exons: 7
Coding region: 208-1020 (270 amino acids)
Source: RefSeq, a predicted model, not a curated record
GAUCGGUUCCUCACAAAACUCUUACUCGUCUCUCUCUCUCUCUCUCUCUCUCUCUCACAGAUGGGAAUCGGAUAAGGUCAAUCUGGUGACAGCGAGUUUUCUUGCCUUUGUUCAACCAAGUCCACAUUGUUGGCUCGUGUAUUGCUUAAUAACUGAUUCUCUUCCAGUAACUGGUGUUUGCAUAACGAUUCCAUUAUUUUCACGGUUAUGGCAACUAAUGAGAAUCUCCCGCCAAAUGUAAUUAAGCAACUUGCAAAGGAAUUGAAAAAUCUUGAUGAAUCCCCUCCGGAGGGCAUUAAAGUUGGGAUGAAUGAUGAUGACUUUUCAAUUAUAUUUGCUGAUAUUGAAGGCCCAGCUGGGACUCCAUACGAAAAUGGUGUUUUCCGAAUGAAGUUGUUAUUAUCUUGUGAUUUUCCACAUUCUCCUCCGAAAGGUUACUUUCUUACUAAAAUAUUCCAUCCAAAUAUCGCAAAUAACGGUGAGAUUUGUGUCAACACACUAAAGAAAGAUUGGAAUCCAAGUCUUGGAUUACGACACGUUCUUAUUGUAGUUAGAUGUUUGUUGAUUGAGCCUUUUCCAGAAUCAGCCCUGAAUGAACAGGCUGGGAAAAUGUUACUAGAAAAUUAUGAGGAGUAUGCCAGACAUGCCAGGCUUUACACCGGAAUCCAUGCUAAGCCAAAACCCAAGUUCAAAACAGGAGCCAUUUCCGAGUCCACAAUGGCUCUGAAUGUUGAUCAGACAAAUGCCUCUGCACUUAAUGCGGAUCAAAAGAGCACAGCACCAAGUGCCACACUACAAUUGCAGUCCCCGCUGGCCCCUUCUACGACAGCUGCCAGAGGAAAUGGUGCAGAGCAGCCCGCUGCUGCGCCUCCCGCGGAGACAGGAGUUGGUGGGUCUACUGCUGCUGAUGCAGCAGCUGCAUCAGUUACUGUGAAGAAAAAGGAAGGUGGAUUGUCGAAAGCACAGGCGGCUGAAAAGAAGAAAAUAGAUGCAAGAAAGAAAAGUUUAAAGAGAUUAUAAGUUAUUGUCCCCCCUUAUUUGGAAUGGUUUAAAAUCUUGUUGUCGAUCCAUGUUUGUGGCUCUAAUUUGUUGUUCAUUGAGAGUGGGGAAGAUAACUAUAUGCUGUGCUGUAAGGUAUUUGUAUUUGGGAAAAAUGGUGGAUCAAAAAAUUUACCAGCUUCCUCUCACAUCCUCGUUUGAGUUGAAACAUUUUUUGCGCUUUCUAAAGUGACUAGCAAACUCAUUAAUGGUAAAAAUUAAAUGCUGCCCUCUAGGCCAAUCCAUAAUUCUUAUUGUUUA